Capra hircus (goat) is the source of this 745-nucleotide messenger RNA. Its product is annotated as homeobox protein MSX-3-like. Gene Ontology annotation, cellular component: nucleus. NCBI's taxonomy places the organism in Eukaryota, Metazoa, Chordata, Mammalia, Artiodactyla, Bovidae. The record is from RefSeq and is a predicted model, not a curated record. Gene Ontology annotation, molecular function: DNA-binding transcription factor activity, RNA polymerase II-specific; RNA polymerase II transcription regulatory region sequence-specific DNA binding. Gene Ontology annotation, biological process: embryonic morphogenesis; regulation of transcription by RNA polymerase II.
CCAGCGCCCGCCCGUCAGCGCCUGGCCCCGGCUUUGCUCGGCAUGAACCCCGCUGGGCUCAGGACGUGGGACGGGGACCGUGAGAGACUCGGCCCGCUGCCUUUCGGCGUCGAGUCGUUGCUGGAAGCCGAGCGCUGGGUGGGCUCGGAGCCCGUGCAACCCCAGGAGGAGAGGCCGCGGGGCGCCGCGGAAUCCCGGGCCUGGUUUCCGCCGGCCUCCCCCUCGAGCGCCCCACGCGCCCCCAGCCCUCCACCCUGCGCUCGGAGACAGAAGAGCGACCGCAAGCCGCGGACGCCCUUCGCCGCCGCGCAGCUGCUGGCGCUGGAGCACAGGUUCGGUCAGCAGCAGCACCUGUCCGCCGCCGAGCGCGCCGCGUUCUCCAGCAGCCUGAGUCUCUCCGAGACGCAGGUCAAGAUCUGGUUUCAGAACCGCCGGGCCAAGGCCAAACGACUGCUGGAGGCCGAGCUGGAGAAGCUGAAGUUGACGGCCAGGCCGCUGCUGCCCCGGUCCUCCCCGCCCUUCCCGCUGGCCGCCUCCCUUCACGGCUCCGCCGCCGCCCCGCCGCCGGUGCCCGGACUCCUCGCCGCGCCCGCGGCCGCCUACGGCCUGUAUUACCUGCCCUAGAGCCGCGAGACCCUGGGGCGGCGGGUCCGCUGGGCAGGAAGGGCGGGGCGGCGCGCGGCUGGUGGACCUCGGUACCCGGGAAGGAGCAGGGACCCCGCUGGUGCGCAGCGGGGGUCUGGGG